AUGGUUUCCGUUGUUUCGCGCGGCUUUCGUGAAGAUUUGUUAGGCUUUCUGUCCAAUUUCGCUGCAAUUGGUUCUCCGUUGUUCGAGACGUAUUCUCAGGAAUGGCGAAAACAAAACUUCCAGUACAUAUUCUACGGCCGCGCCACGGUGGUGGAACUGGUGGAAUAUACCAUCGAGGUGUUGCACAUCGUAAAACAGGCGUUCCUCAGUUCGAAAAACCAGCUGGAAAGGAUCGGUGCUUUCUUCACACUUUACACCCUGUACUUUAAACAACCGUCGUUUAUGUUCUGUAAAAUACGCCUCACGCUGCCGCAGUGGCGAGCGUUUAGGGAGUUUGUCGACAAACCGUUCAACAACCAACCGCUGCCGCAGAUUUCGCUCAUCCUGUGGAAACUGUUCCAAUCGGAUGCAUUCCUCUUCGUGCAGGAAGAUGUCGAGCAUGGGUUCGAUUCGUUCAUGGCGAAACGAUCCACGACCGGCACGUUUGACGAUAAGGAACGCCUAUUGCUCCGAUUAAAUUCAAGCAUGGAGAAGGAGCUCAGCGGAUUGCAUGCUCCGGAUGGACUGUUGAAAGGCUUAGAAAUAUUGGAAAUGGCGUAUAACGAGAUGAAGGAAAAAUUGCAAGAUGGCGAACCAUCUUCAUCUGACGCAAUCGCAGGUGACAAAAUACCGCAAUCGACGCUAAUGGAAAGCCUACGCAGCGAUUUCGACUUGCUGGUGGUCAAGACGGACGGCGCCACAGACGCUGGGACGGAACAGAACGACCCGUCAGAACAGAGCGAGGGGGUCUCGCUCGAGAGCGACCCGCUGGGACAAGGUAAGAUUGGCGACAAGCGAUACAAUAUACGCAGGAAAGCAUACAAGACUACGGUUGCGGCGAAGAAAUUUCAAAUCGCUGGCCAACCCACCGACGACGCUGAUCCGGAGGAGCCGGAUGCGUCGUCCGUCGGUGAGGCGAUUCCGACCGCAUCGCAUGAUCGUACCUUCAAAAAUGACCGUGGUCGAUCACGGUUCGGUUUUAAAGAAAAGCAUUCCCUAAGUGAAAAUGAUAACCUGGACAUCUGAUGCGGAAGUUGCCAUUCGGAUGGGGCGUGAAAUUGUUUCUCGAAUAAAUCGAACCUAUGUAAUAAAGAUCC
Anopheles cruzii is the source of this 1136-nucleotide messenger RNA. RefSeq lists its product as uncharacterized. Lineage: Eukaryota; Metazoa; Arthropoda; Insecta; Diptera; Culicidae. The transcript is spliced from 4 exons. Gene Ontology annotation, biological process: snRNA transcription by RNA polymerase II; snRNA transcription by RNA polymerase III. Bases 1 to 1065 code for a protein of 354 amino acids. Gene Ontology annotation, molecular function: sequence-specific DNA binding. The record is from RefSeq and is a predicted model, not a curated record. Gene Ontology annotation, cellular component: snRNA-activating protein complex.